This is a messenger RNA of Cladophialophora carrionii CBS 160.54, 2502 nucleotides long. RefSeq names its product ribosomal RNA large subunit methyltransferase J. Gene Ontology annotation, cellular component: preribosome, large subunit precursor; nucleus; nucleolus. Bases 1 to 2502 code for a protein of 833 amino acids. The transcript has 2 exons. The record is from RefSeq and is a predicted model, not a curated record. Gene Ontology annotation, biological process: maturation of LSU-rRNA from tricistronic rRNA transcript (SSU-rRNA, 5.8S rRNA, LSU-rRNA); maturation of 5.8S rRNA from tricistronic rRNA transcript (SSU-rRNA, 5.8S rRNA, LSU-rRNA); rRNA methylation. NCBI's taxonomy places the organism in Eukaryota, Fungi, Ascomycota, Eurotiomycetes, Chaetothyriales, Herpotrichiellaceae. Gene Ontology annotation, molecular function: rRNA (uridine-2'-O-ribose)-methyltransferase activity; rRNA (guanine) methyltransferase activity.
AUGGCGGUCCAGAAGAAACACGGCAAGGGCCGUCUGGACAAGUGGUACAAGCUCGCCAAAGAAAAGGGCUACCGCGCUCGAGCCGCCUUCAAGCUAAUCCAGUUGAACAAGAAAUAUGGCUUCCUGGAAAAGAGUCGAGUACUCCUGGAUCUCUGCGCCGCACCCGGAUCAUGGUGUCAAGUUGCGGCCGAGACGAUGCCUGCGCAGAGUCUCAUCAUUGGUGUCGAUUUGGCACCCAUAAAGCCUAUACCGAGGGUCAUUACGUUCCAGAGCGAUAUCACUACAGACAAGUGCCGGGCGACUAUCCGAUCGCACAUCAAGCAUAUGAAAGCGGAUACUGUGUUGCACGACGGUGCGCCCAACGUAGGUGUAGCGUGGGUGCAGGACGCAUUUUCGCAAGCAGAAUUGGUGCUGCAGUCGAUGAAGCUGGCGACCGAAUUCUUGAAAGAGGGAGGCACAUUCGUCACAAAAGUCUUCCGGUCCAAGGACUACAAUGCGCUGCUCUGGGUGUUUAAACAGCUGUUCACAUCAGUGGAAGCGACGAAACCUCCGUCCUCGAGGAAUGUCUCCGCGGAAAUCUUUGUCGUGUGCAGAGGUUUCAAAGCACCGAAGAAGCUGGAUCCGAAAUUCCUCGACCCGAAGCACGUUUUCGCGGAGAUCCAGGAGCCGACACCUAACAACGAGGCGAAAGUGUUCAACCCGGAGAAGAAGAAAAGGAAGCGAGAGGGUUACGAAGAAGGGGAUUGGACACAGCAUAAGGAAGUGCCCGUCAGCGAAUUCAUCCACACGACCGAUCCUAUCGCCAUUCUUGGCUCGGUCAACACUCUCAGUUUCGAGCAGCCACCGAACGGUGAUCUGGCACUUGCGACCAUUGACAGACUACCUGAGACCACCGCUGAAGUCAGACAAUGUUGCGCAGACUUGAAAGUCCUGGGGAAAAAGGAAUUCCGCACGUUGCUCCGUUGGCGAUUGAAGGUUCGCGACAAGUUUGGCAUGUCUACCAAGGCCAAGAAGCAGCAGGCGAAAGAAGAGGAGAAAGACCAGGAAGGAGAUGAGGUCGCCGAGGUCGAGUCCAUGGAUGAAGAGCUCAAGAUGCAGGAAGAACUGCAAAGGCUGAGGGACCAGGAUAGCAAAGAGAAGAAAAAGGAACGCCGGAAAGAGAAUGAGAAGAAGAGAAAAGAGAUCGUCAGGAUGCAGAUGCACAUGACCGCGCCGUUUGAUAUCGGGCUGGAGCAGAACGGCCCAGCGGGAGAAGGGUCGAUGUUCAGCAUCAAGACGGCCGAGAGGGCUGCUCAUCCCCCGCGCAUCGAGGACGAAGAGAUGGCGGAUGGCGAGGGCGGACAAUCAGAGGUCUCAGAAGUCGAGACGCAAAGCGAAGACGAAGACGAAGACGAAGUCGCCGACCGACUCGAACGAGAACUCGACAUGAUGUACGAAUCCUUUCAGCAAAGGAGAGAAGAAGCCGACGCAAAAUCACGAGCCAAGCGAGCGAGAAAGGAUAGAGAGACAGACGAGUGGGAAGGCUUGUCUGACGAAGGAGAUAGAACAGACAACGAGCCGACUGAUGUCGAAACAGACGCGGAAGAUGACUAUUCGAUGAGAGAACUGCCGAGGCAAGAAGGACUGUCCAACAAAGCAGCAAUGUUCUUCGACCAAGAUAUCUUCCAGGGCCUGGGCAUCGAGGAUGACGAGUACGACAAUGACAAAGACAGUGCGAUUGAGAUGGACGACGAGUCAUCAGACCAGGCCAAACCGCCCGUCGGCACCGUACCAAACAAAGCAUCAGAAGGCGCGCAAAAGAGUAAGCCUCUCAAGUCCGCCCUGAAGAAAGCACACUCCAUGAGAGCCGAGGAUUCCGAGUCCGACUCCGAGCCCGAAAAAAGGACAGCUUCUGCUCCUCGAGCAGCAGAAGAACCCCUCACCCCCUCCGGCCACUUAGACAUCGACAUUAUCACCGCCGAAGCCAUGACGCUAGCGCACUCGCUCGCGACAGGUGAAAAGACCCCGCGCGACCUCCUCGAUGACAACUUCAACAAAUACACGUUCCGCGACGUCGACGGUCUGCCCGAUUGGUUCCUCGACGACGAGGAUAGACACUCAAAGCCCCAGCGGCCCAUCACGAAAGCGGCCGCCCUGGCCAUCAAGGAGAAACUACGCGCCUUGAACGCGCGGCCGAUCAAGAAGGUGCGGGAAGCCAAGGGGCGCAAGAAGUUCAAAGCCGCGCAACGGCUCGAGAAGCUGCGCAAGAAGUCGGCGCUCCUCCUGGAAGACGAGGGCAUGUCCGAGAAGGACAAGGCCAGCGCGAUCACCAGGAUGAUGUCCCGUGCCGCCAAGAAGAGCGGCAAACCCAAGGAGAAGGCCAGAUUGGUGGUGGCGAGGGGUGUGAAUCGCGGGGUUGCGGGUCGGCCACGAGGCGUCAAGGGGAGGUACAAGAUUGUGGAUCCACGAUUGAAGAAGGAUGUCAGGGCUGAAAAACGAUUGAAGAAGAAGCUGAAGAAGUGA